This is a messenger RNA of Mycena citricolor, 1049 nucleotides long. The record is from the annotation of a GenBank genome assembly. NCBI's taxonomy places the organism in Eukaryota, Fungi, Basidiomycota, Agaricomycetes, Agaricales, Mycenaceae.
UGGAUAUUUGAGUUUGAUCUUGAUCUCAAUUCCCUGUCCUGUCACUUGCUCAAUCCCAGCCGUGUCUGCAACAUGUUCUUGGUAUUUCGGACUUCCUCGGACUACAUGUUCCAGCGCGUGCCUGAGCACAACCAGUAAAUGGGUGGACGGAGAGACAUCAGCAGUUGCAGGGCGAAUUAGUCGAUAUUUAUUCCACUGGGAUCCAUCCCAUGUGAGCCUCUACUUGUUCAAACGAUUGCUCACUGACAGGUGGAUGGAAACGAUCUAAACCGAUGAUAGCAUACUUCGCGAAGCAGCAAUCACCGCAUCCUCGGAGUAUGAUAUUUCCCCGGAAAAAAUACUACAAGAGGAGGGCCACACCCUGUUUGUCUCAACCACAGCUUGUUGACUCCCCACAAUGCUUCACUCCACCUCCAGUCUCGUCAAGUCCUGUGUCGCUCUGCUUUGGCUUGCAGGCGCCAUCGUUGCUGCCACCCCUGGCCCCGCCCAGGCGGCGUCGCGGUCGCAUGAUCCUGUCCACUGGUCAAUCACACCGCACACCGUGAAGCUUGUCCAAGUCACGACCCCGGUCGACUACGACACGGUCUCAACGCGACUAUACUCGAUGAUCGGAACGGUCAACGGCAACGCGACCCUUUCCACAGCAUCUUCGCUGACGGUGCUGGAAGAGAGAGUCGCUGCAUCCGUCGGCUCGAGUGAUUUGAUCCACUUCGCGGAAUAUAACCACGGUGGUUGGUUCCAGCUGUUCAACGCGAACACGACACCCCGCUUCAAGCUCUUCGUCAUCGGCAACCCCCUCAUCGCCGACACCAUCGUCAAGUACGACAUCCGCGCGUCGUACGGCGUCCCCGUCCGGGUUUUGGUUAUGGAGAACGGGAAUGGGACGAAGAUAUUCUAUCAGCUUCCCUCCUCGGUGGCCAACAUGAUCGGGUCAGAGCCGCUGCAGACGGCCGCAGAGGGCCUGGACCAGACGUUUGCAGCGUUGGUUACUAACAUAACCGUUGCUGCGUAGAAAGACUCGUUUCCAAUCAUGAAUUAGCCGAUUCGGA